UGAAAGAAAAUCCAAAAAGUUUGGAAACCCAAAUAUCUUAAAUGGAAUGUGUUCUCCCAGCAAGGAAAACCCUAACACGCAUUUCUCGGCGUUCUCGAUUUGCUCCAGCGACUGUUCCGAUUACGAUCUGUUCCAGCGACUGCUCCGGCAACGAUUUUCUCGGCGUUCUCCUCCGACGAGAUUGUGUGCUGUGAACUGAAACGCUCUCUCCAGCGACGAUCUCCUCUGGCGGCGCGUUCUCCUCCUUCAGCGAGCUUCUAUGAUUUGGCUUUGAUAUGAAGAUUUUUCGCCGCUCAUCUCAUCGCCGUCAUUCAUCUCUGCGCCAUCGCAAGCAACAUCGUUGUCACUACCUUCUACGAUCUGGUUUUCAAUCUGGCUCAUCUCCUCGCUGUGGCAAGCAACGCCGUUAUCGCUGCCUUCAGCAAGCUUCUACAGUUUGGUUUUGCCAUCUCUAUCACUUCUAAUAGGUGUCAUAUGGCUCAGAGCUUAGCUAUCGUAGUCCAACAUUUGACAUGGAUUUGUCUGAUUUCAUGGAAGAUGGCAAGCUAAUGUCUUAUGAGAGAGCAAGGAAAUAUUUUGCUCAAGAUCCAUCCCGAAAGUGGGUAGCAUAUGUUGCUGGGGCAAUUUUGGUCUUGAUGACUGAGAUGGGUGUGCAUUUUAACGACAGUAUUACCAUGCUGAUUUCAUCAGCAGUCCCUGAAGGGAAAGGUGUAUCAUCUUCUGCAUCUGUGGAAGUCGCUAGUAUAUCUGCGAUUGCAGCUGCUCAUGUUAUUUCUUAUCUUCCAAUAAUUUGUUGCCCAAAAAUAAAAUGAUAAACAGAAUUCUGAGCGCACAAAAUCUUCAAGGAAAACUCCCUCCAGAACUUGUCAAGCUGCCAUACCUUCAAGAGAUGUUUAUGGAGCCUUUGACAUCAAAAAUUCUAAUGAUGGUUAUUGAAGGGAAUCAUGAGAUUGAACCACAAGUCAAUGGCAUCACAUUCAAGUCAUAUUUGACAAGAUUCGCAGUCCCUGCUGAAGAAAGUGGAUCCAAAAGCAACUUGUAUUAUUCUUUUGAUGCUGGGGGCAUACACUUCAUUAUGCUGGGAGCAUAUGCUGAUUAUAAUAGUACUGGUGCACAGUUUGCAUGGCUGAAGCAAGAUCUGCAAAGUCUCGACCGGAGUGUAACCCCUUGGCUUGUUGCUUCCUGGCAUCCACCUUGGUAUAAUAGCUAUGCUUCACACUAUCAGGAAUUUGAGUGUAUGAGAUUGGAAAUGGAAGCACUUCUCUAUCAAUAUGGUGUUGACAUUGUUUUCAAUGGUCAUGUUCAUGCUUAUGAGAGGAUGAAUAGAGUUUACAAUUACACAUCGGAUAAAUAUGGACCUGUUUACAUAAUUGUUGGAGAUGGUGGAAAUAUUGAGAAAGUAGAUGUUGAUCAUGAUGAUGACCCAGGAAAGUGUCCUUCACCUGGAGACAAUAUACCAGAAAUCGGACUAGUUUGCCACUUGAAUUUUUCCUCUAGUCCUGCCAAAGGGAACUUUUGUUGGAGCAAACAACCUGAAUGGAGCACAUUUAGAGAAAGCAGUUUUGGACAUGGGAUUCUUGAAUUUUCAUCCGCGUAUUUUGACCAAUUCAAAGUGAAAAAUGGAGCGAAACAGGCACGGAGAAAAAUAAGUGUGGAGGAUAAGCAGCCGAGCUCAUUCCCUUCGCUUUCUGGGCCCCAAGCAGUGCAAUUACUUCUUCUCCGGGAAAAGAAGUUCACGAUCCGUAGGCCUUCUACCUCCACGCGGCAUUGCUCCAUCAGGCUUUCGCCCAUUGCGGAAUCUUACCUCUUUAACAAUUUCACUGGAGAACUGCCUGAAACAUUUUCAAAUCUAAUCACAUUAAAGGAAUUGUAAGCUUUCCUAUAUGAGUUUUUGAGCUUAAAGCAUGUGUCUGGCUUCAUUGAGAGAGCAAGGAGCUGAAAGGAAACAUUUCAUUGGGAUGAA
Arachis ipaensis is the source of this 1963-nucleotide messenger RNA. The record is from RefSeq and is a predicted model, not a curated record. Lineage: Eukaryota; Viridiplantae; Streptophyta; Magnoliopsida; Fabales; Fabaceae.